This is a messenger RNA of Strongyloides ratti, 1647 nucleotides long. RefSeq names its product POU-specific domain and Homeobox domain and Homeodomain-like and Lambda repressor-like, DNA-binding domain and POU domain-containing protein. Gene Ontology annotation, biological process: regulation of transcription by RNA polymerase II. The transcript has 3 exons. The record is from RefSeq and is a predicted model, not a curated record. Gene Ontology annotation, molecular function: DNA-binding transcription factor activity, RNA polymerase II-specific; RNA polymerase II cis-regulatory region sequence-specific DNA binding. Bases 1 to 1647 code for a protein of 548 amino acids. Lineage: Eukaryota; Metazoa; Nematoda; Chromadorea; Rhabditida; Strongyloididae.
AUGAUGAAUAGUAAUGAUAUAUAUGAAGACAAUGACGUUGACAGCCCAUGGUUUCAAAAUUUAAGUGCUCAAAUAGAAAAAAGUGAUUCUAAAGAAAAUGUUAGUAGAACAAGUUUAACUAUGUGUAGUUCUCCUAUUCUUCAAAAAACCAGAUUUGUUAAAGAAAGUUCACUUGAAAUAAUGCCUGAUUAUUUGAAAUCAUAUUACUAUCCAAGAAGUCCAAGUCCGAUGGUAAUAUUCGGUGAACUUAAUGAAGUUUAUCACAAUAAAUCUCCACAGCAUAAUACCAAUAGUGAUGUUGAUCACCAUUCAAUUCAAACAUCUGAUAAUGGAACUAUUCCAAUGAUGACAUAUGACCAUUAUUCAGGAAUGUAUUCAACGGGACUCAUAUCAAAUGUUACCUCUGAUGCUUAUAGAUUUCAACAGGAUGAUAUGGAAGGAAUUGAUAAUAAAAUCUCAUCAUCUGAAAUGGAAGAAUCAAAUCAUCAAGAAAAUAACACUUUAUGGCUUAGACAUCAAGAAAGAAAUAAUGGAUGUAAAAGCAAUAUGGAAACAGAUUAUAUGGAACAAAAAGUUUAUGCAGAAUUAACAAAUGUUAAUCAAGAUAUGUCUAAAUGUUCUGAAGUUGUUAAUAACAAUAUGUCUAUUAAUUCUGUUAUCAGAGAUAUGGAUGAUGCAAGUAAUUUAAUAGAAUUAGAUCAUACAAAUCAAUCAUCAUCGGCAUACAGAAGUAACAUUUUAAUGAAGCAUUUUAAUAGUAUAAUGGAAAAAGCAAAAACUCAAUAUACAUACGAUCCUCAUACAAUUAACGAAGGUCUAUCUGAAAUGCAUAAUUUCUUUACUCAUCAUAAAGCAAUUAUUCUUAUGAAAAGUCAUGAAGCAAUGAAAAAUCAAAUUUCAACAAAAAAUGAAAAUACUAUUGAGAAUAAUGAAAAUAAUUUUAGUCGCUCUUCUGCUCAUGUUGAGGAGUAUUGUAAUGAUGAAAACUUUCCUGAUACUUAUUGUAAAGAUAUUAGUCAUGACAAUAUACAUCUAAUGGAUCUAGAAAAUUUUGCUUUACAUUUUAAAAAUAGUAGAAUUAGAUAUGGUUUCACACAAGGAGACGUUGGUCAUCAACUAGGACACAUUUUUGGAGGUGAAGUUUCGCAAACUACCAUAUCAAGAUUUGAAGCUUUAAAUUUAUCAUAUAAAAAUAUGAUAAAACAAAAACCAUUUCUAGAAGAAUGGCUUAGGAUUACCCAACAGUUAAUGAUUGAAGGUAAUACUGUGGACGAUAUAAUGAAGAAUAAGCUUCAUUCUAAGUUUUCCAUAGGUGAAAAAGCUGAUGAUAUUAAAAAUUUAGAAGUAAUUCCGUAUUUUGAAGAAAAUAAAAAUGAAAAUUCAAAUAUUAAAAACGAUUUUAAAACUAUUCAAAAUCCAAUUUUAAAGAGGCGUCGUAAGCGUACAAACUUAGAUGUUGCACAAAGAGAAUAUUUAAAUCGUACAUUUAAUGUUGAGCCUAAUCCAGAUCAUAGUAAAAUGGAAGAAAUAGCAUUGGAUCUUGGACUUGAUAAAGAAAUUGUUAGAGUUUGGUUUUGUAAUAAACGUCAAAAGAUGAGGAAAUUUUCGUUAGUAAAUGGCGUUGUGUUAUCAAACAGAUUAUUUUAA